Molecule: messenger RNA, 4575 nt
Organism: Humulus lupulus (European hop)
Lineage: Eukaryota; Viridiplantae; Streptophyta; Magnoliopsida; Rosales; Cannabaceae
Product: COP1-interactive protein 1-like
Exons: 9
Coding region: 404-4186 (1260 amino acids)
Source: RefSeq, a predicted model, not a curated record
GAAGUGAAAAGAGAAAGAGAGAGAGAGAGAGAGCGAAAGAGAGCUUCUUCUCAUCAGAUCUGCUCGUUACUAUUGUCUUCUUCUGAAUCUGUAAAAUGGUUCCCGAGGUUUCACAUUCCAAGCUUCUAUGAAAAACUGGGUCUCCCUUAACUCGCUUUAUCUCCCAUUGAUUCACUGAGUCGAGUCGUUUCUAUGUAUUCUGCUCUGUUUUUCUUAACCAAGUGAGUUUAAACCAUAAAGCUAAAAAAAACUGAUUUUUGGGUUGGCAUUGGGUUCGUCGGUGGCUGUAAAGAUCGCAAUGUUGAGGCGAGUUUUGACGGAGCUCCAUCGAUACAUGGAGUUGCGUUGAAGCUCAAUUAUUCAAGGGAGGUGGUAGUGGUGGUAGCAGGGGUAUAGUUGUAAGAUGUUUAAGUCGGCGAGAUGGAGGAGCGAGAAGAACAAGAUCAAAGCCGUGUUCAAAUUGCAGUUCCAUGCAACUCAGGUAACCCAAUUGGGUGUGGAUGCCUUGAUGGUGUCUGUGAUUCCAGGGGAGCUGGGAAAACCGAGUGUGAAGUUAGAUAAAGCUACCGUUCAAGAUGGGAGCUGCAGAUGGGAAAAUCCAGUGUAUGAAACGGUUAAAUUUUCUCAGGAGCCAAGAACUGGGAAAAUCAGUGAGAAAAUCUACCGUUUCAGUGUCUCAAAUGGAUCGGGCAAAGGUGGUACCCUUGGAGAGGUUUCUAUUGAUUUUGCUGCUUAUGCUGAAGCCAAUAAGGCUUCUACCGUCUCUCUUCCACUUAAGAAUUCUAGUUCUGAUGCAAUAUUGCAUGUUUUAAUUCAAAGGAUACACGAAAAUGUUGAUCAGAGAGAAGUGGAGGAAUGUGAUGAGGUGAAGUCUAGACCCCAAGCUAGGAGCUUAAAGACCCACUUGAGCAACGGUGAUUCAGAUGAAAACAUUAGGAUUGAUGGGGCAAUAAACAAACCCACCAACAAUGGCGAGUUGAAUGGAAACCGCAGAGCAUCUAGCGGAUCCGACAUUACAUUGUCAAGUUCUGAUAGCAGCUCUGGAGUAAACACUCCACGAGAAGUUGGAGUAAGAAGUGUCGAUGAGCCUUCAUCUCUGAAUCACCCAUCUGUGCCUCAUAAAAAAGAAGCAUAUGUCUCAACGGCCUAUGAAGAUCACCAGAGAUCACAAUGGGACUCGUAUGGAAGUUCUGAUCACGGAGUAAGUACAGAUGGUUCAACACAAAGCUCCCACAACAUCCUUACCAGAGAAGAUUCUCAACAGGCUUCAGAUGUUGAGAUUGAAAAGCUCAAGGCGGAGCUUACUGUUUUGUCUAGACAGGUGGAUGUGUCCGAGAUGGAAUUACAAACUCUACGUAAGCAGAUCAUAAAAGAGAGUAAAAGAGGGCAAGAUCUCUCCAGAGAAGUUGCUAGUUUGAAGGAUGAAAGAGAUUCAUUCAAGGCAGAAUGUGAGAGACUUAAAAAACGUAAUGACAUUGCAAAGCUCAAUAACAGAUCGCAGUUAGAAGGUGGGGACGUUCGGGCUCUCCUUGACGAACUCAGACAAGAACUGAAUCAUGAGAAGGAUUUGAAUGCCAAUCUAAGGCUGCAGCUUCAGAAGACGCAGGAUUCAAAUUCGGAAUUAAUUCUGGCAGUUGGAGAUCUGGAGGAAAUGUUGGAACAUAAGAAUAAGGAAACAUCCAAUCAACCCAAGCAAUCAGGCUCUGAUGAAGAUGAUGCAAAGCCAAGAGCAAAUUUACGAAACUGCGAGACAGAUGAGGAUGAAGAACAAAAGGCACUGGAGAAACUUGUUAAGGGUCACAGUCAUGCUAAUAACACAACUCUUCUGGAGCAGAAGAUCAUUGACCUCUACAGUGAAAUAGAGAUAUACAGGAGAGACAAAGAUGAACUUGAAAUGCAGAUGGAGCAGCUUGCACUUGACUAUGAAAUAUUGAAACAAGAAAACCAUGACAUUUCCUAUAAACUUGAGCAAAGCCAGAUUCAAGAACAACUGAAGAUGCAGUAUGAAUGUUCUUCUCCUUUAAAUGAGCUCGAGUGCCAAAUUGAGAGCUUAGAGAAAGAACUGAAGACGCAGGCAGAAGAGUACACUGAUUCUUUGGCAACAACAAAGGAGCUCGAGUCUCAUAUCAAAAGCUUGGAAGAAGAACUAAGGAAGCGAUCAAAAGAAUUAUCUGAUUCUUUGAUAGCUGUAAAGGAGCAUGAGUCCCAUAUCAAAAGUUUGGAGGAAGAACUGAAGACGCAGUCAGAAGAGUACACUGACUCUUUGGCAACAACAGAGGAGCUUGAGUCUCAUAUCAAAAGUUUGGAAGAAGAACUGAAGGAGCGAUCAAAAGAAUUAUCUGAUUCUUUGAUAACCGUAAAGGAGCAUGAAUCCCAUAGCAAAAGUUUGGAGGAAGAACUGAAGAAGCGGUCAAAAGAAUUAUCUGAUUCAUUGAUAACAGUACAGGAGCAUGAGUCUCAUAUCAUAAGCUUGGAGGAAGAACUGAAGUCACAGUCAAAAGAAUUCUCUUGUUCUUUGGUUACAAUAAAGGAGCUUGAGUCCCGUACGAAAAGCCUGGAGGAAGAACUGAAGACACGGUCUAAAGAAUUCUCUGAAGCAUUGGUUACAAUACAGGAGCUUGAGUCCCAUACAAAAAGCUUGGAGGAAGAACAGAAGAUGCAAUCAAAAGAUUUUUCUGAUUCUUUGGUAACAACAAAGGAGCUUGAGUCAUAUAUAAGAGUCUUGGAGGAGGAAAUAGAGGAACAGGUACAGGGAUUUGAAGCUGACCUUGAGGCUUUAACUGUUGCCAAAGUUGAGCAGGAGCAAAGGGCAAUCCGGGCUGAGGAAGCAUUGAGAAAAAUGAGAUGGAAAAAUGCUAAUACAGCUGAGAAGCUUCAGGAGGAAUUUAGAAUGCUUUCCAUGCAAAUGGCCUCAACUUUUGAUGCAAAUGAGAAGGUGGCAAAGAAGGCAAUGACAGAAGCUAACGAAUUGCGUGCGCAGAAAAUUCAACUAGAGGAAAUGCUUCAGAAAGCUAAGGAUGAGCUCCAGCGAGUUAGGGAUGAUUAUGAGGCAAAAUUGCAUGAGCUUUCCAGUCAAAUAGAUGAUAAACUCACUCAGAUGGAAAGAAUGUCAUCGGAAACUGACAGCAUGACCAAGGAGCUCAAACAUCAUAAGAGGCACGGGGAAGAAAUUAAGGAGACUUUCUCCCGGGAGAUCUCUCAGCUCAGGGCUGAGAUUGAGAGGCUCAAAACAAAGACUAUUUCUGUUCCCGAGCAAGAAGAGCAGUACAUGGAAUUGAAGGCUGAAUUGGAAAAAAUGAAAACCUCUGCCAAGGAAAAUGAGAUGCUGGUAAAAACAGGAAAUGUGGAAAGACAUGAGCUCAUAAAUUCUAUUGCUCUGAUGAAGAAGGAAGCGAAGGAUUCAUUGAAUAAAAUAAAGAAUCUCAAGGAUGAAAAGGAGGCUACCGUUGAGCUCUUACAAUCGGAGUUGGAAAAGCUUAAAGCACAGUAUGAUUUCUUAAAGCUGUCUGUGCUUAACGAUGAGGCAGAAAAAGAGAAACUUAGAAAGGAAGUAUCCUAUUUAAGGAGUGAUCUAAAGAAGAAAGAGGAUGCACUCGUCAUUAUUGAGAAGAAACUCAAGGAAAGCAAUGGGCGCACACCAAUUUCAGAUGGAACAAAAACCUCUCCAAAAAACAAUAAAUCUACGGCAGUGCCACGCGGUGGUCUGAAAGAAGUUGCUAGCAUGAGGGAGAAAAUAAAAGUGCUCGAGGGACAAAUAAAAUUAAAAGAAGCAGCCCUGGAAAUCUCAUCUUCUUCAUUUUUGGAGAAGGAAAAAGAUCUUCAAAACAAAAUCAACGAGUUGGAAAGCAGGAUGGAAGAACUCAGUCAUAGUAGUGCAUUUCAAAAGGUAGUUAAAGAUGCCAGUACAUUAACUUCAAAUGAAAAUGAAAUGCCACUGAUAAAGAGAGAUGAAAUUGUAGCAGGAAACAAAGCCCAAAAUGUCGAUAGUGAAGAUAACAAUAAACUUGAGGAAUUAGCAAGUGAAUUGGCAUCUUUGAAGGAGAAAAACAAAAUAAUGGGAAGUGAACUAAAGGAGAUGCAAGAGAGAUAUUCAGAGAUAAGUCUCAAAUUUGCAGAGGUUGAAGGUGAAAGACAACAGCUAGUAAUGACUGUACGGAACCUAAAAAAUGCCAAUAGAAAGAGCUAGCUAGUGAGGAGACUACUGGUUCCUGAUAUAGUUACAUUUUAUCUACAUCAAAACCAUACACCAUGUAUAGUCAAAAAGUGAUUGGUUAUGCUUACAUGAGAAAAUCCCAGAUGCCAAAUUCCUUGGACUGAAUAAAUUUAUUAUGUAUACAGCCAAAAUAUGUAUAUCUUUUUUCUUUUUUUUUAAUAUAUAUAUAUCAGCCCAAUUGGGUUUCACACAGAUUACUUAGUCUCUUCUUCCAUUGUAGUAAAUGUUCUCCCACUCCGGUGCUCGUUUUGUAAUUUUUUUUUUUUUACUUUCAAUUGUAAGAGCUUUGUCAUAAUAUGUAAGGUGUUAAUUAUAACAUGCAUUCUUUUUAUUUUUCACAAAUUAAAGUGGUUUCUUUUUCU